This is a messenger RNA of Emiliania huxleyi CCMP1516, 1020 nucleotides long. RefSeq lists its product as hypothetical. Gene Ontology annotation, molecular function: protein binding. The transcript is spliced from 2 exons. The record is from RefSeq and is a predicted model, not a curated record. Lineage: Eukaryota; Haptophyta; Isochrysidales; Noelaerhabdaceae. The coding region runs from base 28 to 831 and encodes 267 amino acids.
UGAGAGCUCAGUGAGACUGUGAGUGGCAUGGCGGGCUGCGCUCUCCUCUGCGUGCUGGCCGUCUUUGCCAUGCAGGCGCUCGCCGUGCAGGCGAUCUCGCCGAGCGUGGGCAGUUCGGCGAAGCACCCAAAGCCGAUUCGAAGGGCCCUUCGGGUGCGCCGGGCGUCGUCUCGGCCAGUGUGCUGCGGCCGCCACUCAGGCAUGCGGAUGUGCGCUGACGUCGAAGGCGCGCUCGCGGUCGAGCGGGUCUACGUCCGACUGGACGGUGUGGCGGCGGCCGAAUUGGCCAACGCGGCCGCGGCUGCUGGCGAGCAGCAGCUUUGGCCCGCGCAAGCAUGGGAGGCUGGCGCCGGCGCUGCGAUGUUGGUCAUCUCUCCCGCGAGGCGCGUCGUCGUGCUGAACGACUCCUCGCCCGCCGCUGCCGCCGGCCUCCGGCUCCUCGACGUUCUGGUUGCGGUCGACGGCGAGCGUACUCCCUCUCUCUCCAAAGCUGCCCACCUGCUCGCCCGAGGCUCGCCUCCGAAGCUGGUGUGCGUGCUCCGGCCGGUGGAGCGGGCGAGUGAGCAGCCGCCACCGCGAGGCCCUGCCGCCGAGGCAGAGGACCUCCAACGUCUCUCGGAUCGUGUCUGGAAGCUCGCCCACCUCGGGGCAGCCGCCCUCCCCGCUGCCCCUCUCGGCGAGGGGGAGACGGACCCGGAGCUGCGGCGGGUCGCGAAGAUGGCAGAUUGGGCAAAAGAGGCCGAUUUCGCGGUCGUCAAGCGCGGCGCUGCUGCUGGCAUCGUCGUCGUGAUCCAAGUCCUCGUCUGGGCCGCUGUUUUUUUGGCCGCCUGAGCCUUCAACACCUAGUAGUGAUCGUCACGUAGCAUCCGUACGCAAUGCGAGGGUAGAGGACAACGUGUGUCUCUUGCCCGUCGAGUCGCCAGGCGUCUCCGUUCGGGAGAAUGCCUCGGUUUCUUGGAGCACUUGGAGUUCGUGGAGCACUUUGACUUUCUUUUGUAGUGCAACUCUCUCUGUCUGUGC